This is a messenger RNA of Octopus bimaculoides (California two-spot octopus), 911 nucleotides long. RefSeq names its product testis-expressed protein 47. The record is from RefSeq and is a predicted model, not a curated record. NCBI's taxonomy places the organism in Eukaryota, Metazoa, Mollusca, Cephalopoda, Octopoda, Octopodidae.
CGUUGCUAUGACUACCUAGCACUUAGCUUUUUUUUCUCGUACUUUUUCCUUGGUAAAAUCCACGUAAACAACACAAACUAUCGAAAUGGCGAUGUCAUCAUUGGAAAUCUCAGAUCUAGAAAGCAGGCGUUCUUUAUACGAUAUUGAAAGAAGUAGAUUUGGAGAAGGUGCCAGCCUUGUUCACCGUUUGAUCUACAUUGGGAACAUAAAGAACAAAACAGACGAACCAUCAGUAGUUCUCAGUCAUCUGCAAGAAGAUAUUCUAUAUUUAAGAGAAAAAGAAGGGGAGAUAAUUUCUGGUCUCCUCGUGAUGUACCAGGUGCAGUUCUUUGUCGUACUGGAGUCAUCGGAGAAAUACAUAUCAGCCUUAAUACAGCAUCUCAAGUCUGCCAUUGGUGGAAAACUAAUUAAUCGAGUGAAGCUGCUCGUUAUAUCUCACGAUGUGUUCCGCUUAUUCAGACAAAUGCAUUUCUGUCUCCUGGACAUCCAUUCUCAGAACAUGGAGGUUUUCGAAACUUUAGAUACUAUUGAGAAACUGCAAGUCGACCUCAUUCAGCAGAUCCUUCUUCUGGGAGCCCACCUGAACCAACAACAUAAAGGUGACUUUCAGAGAGUUCUUGAAACAAUGAGCACAAGAAACCCAGCACUACUUCCCCAACAAGCCCUGAUCCAUUAUUUAUUGAAGAACGAGGAAGAAGGGCUCACAAUUGAACAACUCAUAGACAUGUUUACGAAACCUUUUGAUAUUGUUCUACAUUCUGAUCUGGUUUGGCCACUACAAAAAUACCUCUAUCCGAAUGACUACAUGGAAUAGGACAACAGUGGCAUUGCAAGCCCAGUGGUCAAGGAAAAAUAAAACUACUGUUAUACAGACGAGCGAAAUCAACCAAUAAAAUAUUUAUAAUUAUUCA